GAGGGGUGGUGCUCGGGCCGGGGGGUGGCGGGGAACCGGCGGCUGGACGCUUCCAGGCUCCGCGGUGCUCACCAUAACAUCCUGCCCGCCCACCCCCGCCACCCGCGCAGCGCGCAUUGGGUCGGUGUGGGGAGUACGGGGAUCCCUCAGCCUGGGGAGGGAUCCCUCGGCUGCCCUCGGCACCGCCCCCACCCAUGACCUGGAUCUGGGAUUCGCACUCUGGCUCCUUCCUUCGUCCCCCGACUCAGCGGUGGGAACCGAAACUGGCACAGAAGCUGGGCACCCUGGAUCCUCUCCUAGUCCCCUCUUCCCUCUGGGUGCCAGUUUAACACUCUCUUGGACAAGGAAAAGCCUGCUGGAAUGAAGGUCAUAGCCAAAGAUGCGCAAGACACGAGAGAUCUCACAAGCCCCCGAGGAACUUGGGGAGAAGGAGCGCCUCAACUGACCAUGGAAUCAGAGGCAGAGAAAACAUUCCAUCGGUUCGCUGCCUUUGGAGAAUCAUCGAGCAGUGGCACUGAAAUGAACAACAAGAACUUCUCCAAGCUGUGCAAAGACUGUGGCAUCAUGGAUGGCAAGGCGGUCACCUCCACGGAUGUGGAUAUUGUGUUCAGCAAAGUCAAGGCCAAGAAUGCCCGGACCAUCACAUUUCAACAGUUCAAAGAGGCAAUGAAGGAACUGGGCCAGAAGCGCUUCAAGGGGAAGAGCCCAGAUGAAGUCCUGGAGAACAUUUAUGGACUCAUGGGGGGCAAGGACCCGGCCACCACUGGCGCUACUAAAGCAACAACAGUGGGUGCAGUGGACCGUUUGACAGACACCAGCAAGUACACCGGCACCCACAAGGAGCGCUUUGAUGAGAGCGGCAAGGGCAAGGGCAUCGCGGGACGGGAAGAGAUGACUGACAACACAGGCUACGUGAGUGGCUACAAGGGUGCUGGCACCUAUCAUAAGAAGACCAAGUAGAGAGGAGCUUCAUCUUAGCCUGCUAGUCCCCUGACCCUGCAUGUUUAACACCAGGGAGCUUGGAAAACAAUAAACAUCUGUGUGUGUGCAGCUGCUAAAAACUCUGUCUAUGAGGGACAAAUGGGUCUGCUGGUGUAGAGAGAGAGAGAAGAAAUAGCCGCAGGAGUGUGGGUUCUCAACCACACACCCUUCACUCUGCUUAGCCUUAUGCCUACCAGCCAUCAGUUAGCAUUCCUGCUCAACAGCUGCUUCCAAGAACAGGGUGGAAGAAUAUAUUUGGAGUUAAGAGAUGAACCAGUUGUGGAGGUAAAAGUAUUUGCUAAUUGUGUUCACACAUGACUGGUAUUCACCUCUCCACCCCACCCCCCAAUAGAGUGUAGCAAUUCCUGAUGUGAUGGACUAUGAACAAGAUACCACCUAUUAGACCUUUCCCUGUCCCUCCACCUUCCUCAUCUGUUGCAAUUCAGGUUUUGCUGGGGGGUAAGUAGAAGCCAGCUAAGCCUGACUUCUGUUACAAAUUUGUUCCAGAGCUGGGGCAAGGGGAGAGUCUAUUUUCAACACCCAGCCCAGCACUGAGCUUUGCCCCACAUCACCUCCAUCAUGGUGUACAUGGGACAGAAGAUCUUAGUGACUGCUUAGGGUAGCCCAGGAAGAUGACCAGGCGGGGGAGGCUGCCAAGAUUCCAAGAGUAGGAGUUCCGGUGCACUGAAGAAAAAGGAAUUAAAAUCACAACAGAGUCA
Molecule: messenger RNA, 1700 nt
Organism: Sapajus apella (tufted capuchin)
Lineage: Eukaryota; Metazoa; Chordata; Mammalia; Primates; Cebidae
Gene: TPPP2
Product: tubulin polymerization promoting protein family member 2
Exons: 5
Coding region: 361-960 (199 amino acids)
Biological process (GO): microtubule bundle formation; positive regulation of protein polymerization; microtubule polymerization
Cellular component (GO): microtubule
Molecular function (GO): tubulin binding
Source: RefSeq, a predicted model, not a curated record